CUCGGCCCCUGACUAGUUACAGGCUCUGGGAGAAGCAAAGCGCCACCGCCCGGCUGCCGCUUCACCCCUGGGACCCAAGCGUGACCGCCUAACUUCUGUGCCCUGUCCCCAAACGCGCGCCCGCGGAGCGCCGUGCUCUAGCCCAGCAAGUGCGUCCGGCUGCAGGUCCCAGUCGAAGGCGAUGCGCGCAGGGGGCCGGGCAGUGGGGCUCGGGCGGCGGGAGUAGGGCCCAGCCAGGAGCCGGGAAGUUGCAGGGUUAGAGCCGCGGACUGAGCCGCGGGCGGAGACCGCUCUCUCUCCUCGCCACACCUGCUGCCGCCACCGCGCCGCGAUGAGCCGCGUGGUCUCGCUGCUGCUGGGCGUCGCGCUGCUCUGCGGCCACGGAGCCUUCAGCCGCCGAGUGGUCAGCGGUCAAAAGGUGUGUUUUGCUGACUUCAAGCAUCCCUGCUACAAAAUGGCCUACUUCCACGAGCUGUCCAGCCGAGUGAGCUUUCAGGAGGCACGCCUGGCCUGUGAGAGUGAGGGAGGCGUCCUCCUCAGCCUUGAGAAUGAAGCAGAACAGAAGUUAAUAGAGAGCAUGUUGCAAAACCUGACAAAGCCUGGAACAGGGAUUUCUGAUGGUGACUUCUGGAUAGGGCUUUGGAGAAAUGGAGACGGGCAAACGUCUGGCGCCUGCCCAGAUCUCUACCAGUGGUCUGACGGAAGCAGUUCCCAGUACCGAAACUGGUACACGGAUGAACCUUCCUGUGGGAGCGAAAAGUGUGUUGUGAUGUACCAUCAACCAACUGCCAAUCCCGGCCUUGGGGGUCCCUACCUUUACCAAUGGAAUGACGACAGGUGCAACAUGAAGCACAACUAUAUUUGCAAGUAUGAACCGGAAAUUAACCCAACAGCCGCAGUAGAAAAGCCUUAUCUUACAAAUCAACCAGGAGACACUCAACAAAAUGUGGUUGUUACUGAAGCAGGCAUAAUUCCCAAUCUAAUUUAUGUUGUUAUACCGACGAUACCGCUGCUCUUACUGAUACUAGUUGCUUUUGGAACCUGCUGUUUCCAGAUGCUACAUAAAAGUAAAGGAAGAACAAAAACUAGCCCAAACCAGUCCACACUGUGGAUUUCAAAGAGUACCAGAAAGGAAAGCGGCAUGGAAGUGUAAUAGUUCAUUGAUUUGAUUCCAGAAAUGAAAAUUAGAAUUUUAUAAUUCUGGAUCUGUAUAAAAAUGGCAUCAGAACAUUAGCUUGGAAUGGCUUGAAACCUCAAGGGAUCUGCAAGAUGAACUGUAAGCUCCCCCUUGAGGCAAAUAUUAAAAUAAUUUUUAUAUGUUUAUUAUUUCAUUUACAAAACAUGCUGUGCUAAUAAUGGAGUGAGACAUGCUUAUUUUGCUACAGAAUGCGCCCAACCUUUGAGUAAACGGAAUGGACCAUGCAGAUUAAAUUGCUACCAACACAUCGGGAGUUAUGUGUGGGAAGCAGUUCUUUUUAUUUCCUUCAUCUUUCAUAAGUUGUAAUCUAGUUAAUGUAAUGUAAAUUGUAUUGAAAUUUACAGUGUGCAAAAAAUUUUACCUUUGCCUAAGUGUUUGAUAAAAAUGAACUGUUCUAAUAUUUAUUUUUAUGGUGUUUCAUUUUUCAAUACAUGCUCUUUUGAUUAAAGACAUUUAUUACUGUUGUCAAUUGAAUCCACACCCACAAAUAUAUUACCAGAGAAAAAGUUUCUUCUCAAGAAAUGGUUUAUCUUCUUUCUGUUUCUCUGCGUUUGGCUGGUGAAUGGUUAAGAAAUCUCUUCAGAAAUAAGGUAUUUCAUAAACUGUGGUACAAAUUUCUUCAAACAUUUUACUUGGAGGCAAGAAUUGUCUAAUUUCCAUUGUGCAAGACAUGUGCCUUACAAUUAUUUUUAGUUUAGAAUUCAGCAGAUUUUGUAAUAAAAUGACUUUAUUAAUAGCUGUACAAACAAUGGUGCAGUCUAUCCUCCAAAAGAAGUGGCGUACACAGUAUAAAUCAUAUGUCUUCACAUGUUGCCUAUACAACUAUAAGCAGCUCUCUGAGGGUUCUGGAAUCAAUAUGGUCCUUCUCUUGCUCAUACAACAUAAAUGGUUGUUUGAGACUUGGGAGUGACCCUGGAGGCAGAUAUUUGCAGAGUUUGUCUAAGUUUUCCUUAGCUUAGCCUGUAAAUAUAUAUAUUAGUAUCUGAUGAAGUCUUACAGUUUGGACCAGGUGAAUGGUCACCAUCAGUGUGGAGUUAAGCACAGUUCACUGACAAUUCAGGAGAGAAAGAAGCUAUGAAUUCGUGUGAGAAUGGGUUAGAGUCCUUCAGUGGUCAAAUAUUCACUGUGGAGGUCUUGCUUUAGGUAACAAACGGUAGCUCCCUUCUGUCUGGUCUCCCUCUAAUGUCUUCAAUGCUGUGUCUUGUUCUUUUCUAGAGAGAGUUGUAACUAUCUGGUCUUCAAAUGUCUCUGUGCCCCCUUUAACCAAAUAAAGAGUUCUUGUUUCUGAA
Otolemur garnettii (small-eared galago) is the source of this 2487-nucleotide messenger RNA. It is a transcript of the gene CHODL, whose product is annotated as chondrolectin. Gene Ontology annotation, cellular component: cytoplasm. The transcript has 6 exons. The coding region runs from base 332 to 1153 and encodes 273 amino acids. The record is from RefSeq and is a predicted model, not a curated record. NCBI's taxonomy places the organism in Eukaryota, Metazoa, Chordata, Mammalia, Primates, Galagidae. Gene Ontology annotation, biological process: positive regulation of axonogenesis.